AUGCGUGUGCUCGGUUUCCUCGCGGGCGUGGCCUCAGCGACAGCGGUGUCACCGAGUGUUUGCGGCAGCCACCCCGAAACGGUUCCGGACUGUGACAAGCCGGACCUCGGCUCCUGCGGCAAUGCCUGCUGCGUUGCAGAGCUUUCCCUCUCAACCGCGCCUCUCCAGGCGUACACAGACACGAAGAGUGCGCUGAUGAGCUUGCUGUCGGAUGGCUUCAGCUACGUCACAGGAGGCGAUCCCAAUCCAGGAGACGAUCUUCGACCUUACAAUGUCACCAAGCCAAAGAAUUUUAAGUUCAUCUUCCAGGGCCGUCACGAUGCCCCGAAGUACAAGGGCCCAAACGCAGACAUCCUGGAUUUCGCCAUUUACGAGUCUGGCGCCGGCUCUGUUCUUCGAAUGUUUUCUCUGAGUCGCAUCCAUGGGGCUUUGGGCGAUCACGGCCAGAACUACAAGACGUUGGCCUUCCUGGCGCAAAAGUUGGAGUCCAACAGCAAGCCGACUCCCGUGCACGGCUGUGGCUUACCGGCUGCAGCAACUGUGCAGAGGGCCUCGCUUUUCUUGCAGCAGAGGAGUGUCCUCGACCUCAGCACACCACCUUCUUCAAGUGUUUGCGGAGCUUCUCCUACAAAGGUUCCGGAUUGCGAUAAGCCGGACUUCGGCUCCUGCGGCAAUGCCUGCUGCUUAGCAGAGCUUUCUCUUUCCACCGCGCCUCUCCAGGCGUACACAGACACGAAGAAUCUGCUGAUGACCUUGCAGUCGGAUGGCUUCAGCUACAUCACUGGAGGCGAUCCCAAUCCAGGAGACGAUCUCCGACCUUACAACAUCACCAAGCCCAAGGGUUUCAAGUUCAUCUUCCAGGGCCGUCACGAUGCCCCGAAGUACAAGGGCCCAAACGCAGACAUCCUGGAUUUCGCAAUCUACGAGUCCGGCAGCGGGUCGGUACUUAGGAUGUUUUCGCUGAGCCGAAUCCAUGGCGCCUUGGGUGACGCUGGCCAGAACUACAAAACGCUGACUUUCUUGGCCAAGAAGCUGGAUGGAUCGGAGAAGCCCACGCCCCUGUACGGCUGCGGACUCGCGAUCGACUCGGAGAUCCAGGAGUACGUCCAGUAG
Molecule: messenger RNA, 1113 nt
Organism: Symbiodinium natans
Lineage: Eukaryota; Dinophyceae; Suessiales; Symbiodiniaceae
Source: the annotation of a GenBank genome assembly